AUGGGGGCCGUGAUCUGGCCUGGCUCCCAGCCUGGCCUCCGAGGUUUGAAUUCCAGCUUUGUGCCCGCUGUGCUGCUCGGAAGCCGGGGCCGGCAGCGGGCCCGGAGCCGCCGCGCAGCCACGUCCCGGCCGGAGCGAGUGUGGCCGGACGGGGUCAUCCCCUAUGUCAUCAGCGGCAACUUCAGCGGCAGCCAGCGAGCCAUCUUCCGGCAGGCGAUGCGGCACUGGGAGAAGCACACUUGUGUCACCUUCCUGGAGCGCAAUGACGAGGACAGCUACAUCGUGUUCACCUACCGCCCCUGCGGGUGCUGUUCCUAUGUGGGGCGCCGAGGAGGGGGACCCCAGGCCAUCUCCAUCGGCAAAAACUGUGAUAAAUUCGGCAUCGUGGUGCACGAGCUGGGCCACGUCAUCGGCUUCUGGCACGAGCACACGCGCCCCGACCGGGAUGACCAUGUCUCCAUCAUCCGGGAGAACAUCCAGCCAGGGCAGGAAUACAACUUCCUGAAGAUGGAGCCAGAGGAGGUGGAGUCGCUGGGGGAGACCUAUGACUUUGACAGCAUCAUGCACUACGCCAGGAACACCUUCUCCAGGGGCAUCUUCCUGGACACCAUCCUGCCCAAAUACGACGUGAACGGCGUCCGUCCCGCCAUCGGCCAGAGGACACGGCUCAGCAAAGGGGACAUCGCCCAGGCCCGCAAGCUCUACCGCUGCCCAGGUAGUGUCGCUGCCCCGAGCACCCCCGGGGCUGUAUUUCCCAGGAAACACUCGGCUUUGCCCCAAAUCUUGGCAAAAGCGGCGUCAUCCUAGGUGAAUUCCCUGUUUCCAGGGGAUUUGGGGUCCUCCGUGCUAUGUUGGGGUGGUGAGGAAGAAGAGAUGGCGGUGAGGAAGAGGAGGGUUCCAGCACGGCAGCCCAGCACGCCUUCCUCCCCAGGCAGGUUCUGUGGGAACAAGCUGCCCGAGCCCAUCAUCUCCACCGACAGCCGCCUCUGGGUGGAGUUUCGGAGCAGCAGCAACUGGGUGGGCAAAGGUUUCUUCGCCGUCUACGAAGCCAUCUGCGGGGGGGACGUGAAGAAGGACAACGGCCACAUCCAGUCCCCAAAUUACCCCGAUGAUUAUCGGCCCAGCAAGGUGUGCGUCUGGAAAAUCACCGUGUCCGAGGGCUACCACGUGGGAUUGACCUUCCAGUCCUUCGAGAUCGAGCGUCACGACAGCUGCGCCUACGACUACCUGGAGAUCCGGGAUGGGAGCAGCGACUCGAGCAGCCUCAUCGGCCGCUACUGCGGCUACGACAAACCCGACGACAUCAAGAGCACCUCCAACAAGCUCUGGAUGAAAUUUGUCUCCGACGGCUCCAUCAACAAGGCCGGCUUCGCCGUCAACUUCUUCAAAGAGAUGGACGAGUGCUCCCGGCCCAACAACGGCGGCUGCGAGCAGCGCUGCGUCAACACCCUGGGCAGCUACAAGUGUGCCUGCGACCCUGGCUACGAGCUGGCGUCCGACAAGCGCCGCUGCGAGGCCGCCUGCGGAGGUUUCCUCACCAAGCUCAACGGCUCCAUCACCAGCCCGGGCUGGCCCAAGGAGUACCCCCCGAACAAGAACUGCAUCUGGCAGCUGGUGGCCCCCACCCAGUACCGCAUCUCCCUCCAGUUCGACUUUUUUGAGACCGAGGGCAACGAUGUGUGCAAAUACGACUUUGUGGAGGUGCGCAGCGGGCUCACAGCCGACUCCAAGCUGCACGGGAAGUUCUGCGGAGCCGAGAAGCCCGACGUCAUCACCUCCCAGUACAACAACAUGAGGAUCGAGUUCAAGUCCGACAACACCGUCUCCAAAAAGGGCUUCAAAGCCCAUUUCUUCUCAGGUAGAGCUGCCCGCCCCCAGAAUGGGCGUCCCCUGCCCUCCCUCACCCAGCCC
Cyanistes caeruleus (blue tit) is the source of this 1911-nucleotide messenger RNA. NCBI's taxonomy places the organism in Eukaryota, Metazoa, Chordata, Aves, Passeriformes, Paridae. The record is from RefSeq and is a predicted model, not a curated record.